CGCAAGGCAAUCUGGUUGAAUAUUUCUCUCUUAUCGCGACGUUAUCGGCGUCUUCGAUCCGCCUGCUCAAGAUGAUGUGCUCGAGAUGCGGAAAAUGCGUACGAAUUAAAACGACUCGACUCGAUCUAUGGAGCUUGAACAUUCAGGGCGACGUCCGUCGCAUAGACUGUGUCGACGGCGAUCACUUCGUAUCUGUAACGUUAAACAACGAGAUAAUCGACGUUGACGCCGCUUAUUGCGAUCGACUCGACGAUGAAUGGCGGGAGGUCCAAACGGAUCGUGAUAAGGUGCUCUUUUACACGCUGAGCCAGAUCGUUUAUCCAUACUUCGAUACGCCACGAUCGGAAAAGCUUGAGUCGUUGUACGGUCUGGUGGACGAACUCGACGUCGUUUUAUUAAGGUGGCAGGAAGGCAAAGCGAUCGGGUUUUACACCGUUAAACCUACAGGCACGGAAGUAUUCUCGACGAAAGAGAGAUACAUGAUGCCUGUGGUAGAUUCAGCGUACAUUCGUUCGCAAUAUAGGAACCGUGGUUUCGGUAUGGAAAUCCUGUCGGACGUGGUCGCGCGCUUCCCGAGCGAAGACAUCGGCUUCUCGAAACCGAUCUCCAGCGGAAUGCUAAGACUACUGAAAACGUUCCUGACAAGUCGCAAGGAGUACCGACUGCGUUUCUGGGAGAUCGCGGACUGUGAUAUCAGCGGGUCACAGCAAUUGAUAUGGUGUAGUUUGAAAAGAUCAGCCUUAUGACAAAAAGCAGUUAGAAUUUAUUAUAAAAGCCAUCGCAAUGGCGUAACAGAAUAUUUAUAUAUAUAUUUGUAAUUAUACAUCAUAUAUUUACUCGUAUAUGCAUAUUUACAUAUACGUAUAUCUAGAGAAAUGCACACAUAUGUAUGUACGUACAUACAUGCGUAUAUGAAUGUAUACGUAGAAAUUAAAAUGGAAUAUAUUAUUUAAAAAAAUUUACCUUCACUUAACGAAGAAAGAAGUACUCAAAUUGCCUCAUGAAUGUAUGAAACAUAUCUGUAUUAUUUAAUUCCGUAUAAAUAGCAUAUGUAUCUGUUUUAUUUUAAA
Molecule: messenger RNA, 1070 nt
Organism: Wasmannia auropunctata (little fire ant)
Lineage: Eukaryota; Metazoa; Arthropoda; Insecta; Hymenoptera; Formicidae
Product: soluble lamin-associated protein of 75 kDa-like
Exons: 4
Coding region: 72-746 (224 amino acids)
Source: RefSeq, a predicted model, not a curated record